Messenger RNA from Lacerta agilis (Sand lizard), 711 nucleotides. Its product is annotated as zinc finger and SCAN domain-containing protein 31-like. The coding region runs from base 109 to 711 and encodes 200 amino acids. The transcript has 3 exons. The record is from RefSeq and is a predicted model, not a curated record. NCBI's taxonomy places the organism in Eukaryota, Metazoa, Chordata, Lepidosauria, Squamata, Lacertidae.
CCUCCCUCCCAAGUCUUUUCCUGCAAGUGGUGGGGACUGUUGUCUCUGCUCUGCAUCUUCUGGGAUCUGAAGUUGCUGGCAGCUCUAAUUCAGACAGUCAGACAGAACAUGCCAAAAGGAAAAACAGAUUCCUUGAGAUCUCUGGAAGACUUCCUGGGAGCAGAGUUGAAUAAGCAAAAUUCAGCUGGUCCUGAAGCAGAAGGAGCCCAUUCCAUUGGCAGUGGGAGAAGUGGGGGAUUCUGGGAAAACUCUGUGCAGCAGGUCCUGGGAGAGGAGGACACCCUCCACUCAGAUGUGCAGAGCCAGCAGCUCAGGCAGUUCUGCUACCAGGAGACUGAAGAACCCCGAGAGGUUUGCAGCCGGUUCUACCAUCUUGACCACCAAUGGCUGAAGCCAGAAAGGCACACGAAAGCUGAGAUGCUGGACCUGUUCAUCUUGGAGCAGUUGCUGGCUGUCCUUCCAUCAGAGAUGGAGAGCUGGGUGAGGGAAUGUGGAGCAGAGACCAGUUCCCAGGCAGUGGCCCUGGCCGAAGGUUUCCUCCUGAGUCAGGCAGAGGAGAGGAAGCAGGUGGAGAAGCAGGGAAAGGAUCUGUUUCCAGAAAUGUGCCCUGAUUUGUCUGAGGCAAAGAGGACUCCAUUGGACAUCAGAGAGAGGCUGCCUGGUAAGGAGGACGGAGUUUCUUCUUCAUUUGGUCACAUGCUGUGGAUUUAG